Messenger RNA from Nicotiana tabacum (common tobacco), 3647 nucleotides. RefSeq names its product homeobox-leucine zipper protein ATHB-15. Gene Ontology annotation, molecular function: DNA-binding transcription factor activity; lipid binding; DNA binding. The record is from RefSeq and is a predicted model, not a curated record. NCBI's taxonomy places the organism in Eukaryota, Viridiplantae, Streptophyta, Magnoliopsida, Solanales, Solanaceae.
CCAAGAAUAUCCUCUCUCCCCACACUGUACUAAAGCCGAAAGAAGUUGACAGACGGACCACUGAUAUACCCAUUGCUUCUGCGUAGAUACCUCUAAAACCACUUUCCCAAAUCCAAAUAAAAACCCUUAUUUCUCUCUCUCAGUCGCUCUCAAAUCCGGGGUUUAUACCUUUACUUUUACACCCCUCAAUUUCAUUCACUGUAUUCAAUUCAAGAUCCCUUCUCUGAUAAUAUCAUUAUGCCUACAAGAUCUUCCGCUGUUGUCUUUCAUGGCGUCCGUACUUUGAAAAUUUGGUAGGGGGCUGGUGAAGUUGGUUUACUUUUCUGUUCAAACCCUUUAAUUAAAGAUGCUGCUACUACAAAGUUUGGGUACUAAAAUUUUCAGCUGGAAACUAAUUCAUAGCCAUGAAGAUCUGUUUCUUAGUUUUUUGAUUACUUCUUCUGAGGCCUAAAGUUUGGAUCUUUUAGCAAAUAUCCCAGUACUUCUUAUCUUGUUUCAAGAUCCAAAGGUUGGUUGGUUGGUGUUAGCUUUACUGUUUUGGUUGUAUUAAGGGAAAGGAAAAAGAAGCUUGGAAAUUUCUAAGGAAUAAUGGAGAAGUAUUAGUAGGAGUUUAAGGAAAAAUACAAGGAGACUUCGUUUUUUUUUGGUAAUGGUGAAAGAUAAGUGAGUAUAUUUUUAGUUUAUUGGAAGCUCUGAAAUCGAAAGAUACAACAAGUUGUCUAGUGCUUGACGCCAAGGAAAUAUAGUGCCGUUUCAGUUUGGUAAUUGGUUUUUCUUGCAUUUCGAGAACUAUUCUCUCUUUUAGUAUUACCAAGAAAAGGUCAUUUCCAACUCCAUUUCACAGACAUUCUCAUUUUGUUCAGAGCUCCAAACAAAGAAAAGAAAAGACAAGAAUAAUGCUAAAAGUCUCAAGUGCUUGAAGCAAAGUGCUGUGCUUGUUUUUUGAGAAGUAAAAUUUUGAAGGGCAUAUUUGUAAAUCAAGCAAUGGCUUCCUGCAAGGAUGGUAAGACGUCGUCAGUAAUGGAUAAUGGAAAAUAUGUCCGGUAUACACCUGAGCAGGUUGAAGCACUUGAGAGGCUUUAUCAUGAUUGCCCUAAACCUAGUUCCAUGCGCCGUCAGCAACUUAUCCGUGAAUGUCCUAUUCUCUCCCAUAUUGAACCUAAACAAAUCAAAGUCUGGUUCCAGAAUCGAAGAUGCAGAGAGAAACAGAGGAAAGAGGCGUCACGGCUUCAAGCUGUGAAUAGGAAGCUGACGGCAAUGAACAAGCUAUUAAUGGAAGAGAAUGACAGAUUGCAGAAGCAAGUUUCACAACUGGUUUAUGAAAAUGGUUACUUUCGCAGGCAAACUCACAGUACAACGCUUGCAACAAAAGAUACGAGUUGUGAAUCAGUGGUGACGAGUGGUCAACACCACUUGACAUCUCAGCAUCCGCCAAGGGAUGCUAGUCCUGCAGGGCUUUUGUCCAUUGCAGAAGAAACUUUAGCAGAGUUUCUUUCAAAGGCUACUGGAACUGCUGUUGAGUGGGUCCAAAUGCCUGGAAUGAAGCCUGGUCCGGAUUCCAUUGGAAUCAUUGCUAUUUCUCAUGGUUGCACGGGCGUGGCAGCACGAGCCUGUGGCCUGGUUGGUCUAGAGCCAACGAGGGUUGCUGAAAUCCUUAAGGAUCGCCCCUCUUGGUUUCGCGACUGCCGGGCCGUUGAUGUUCUCAAUGUGCUGCCUACUGCCAAUGGUGGAACCAUUGAACUUCUUUACAUGCAGCUUUAUGCACCAACGACGCUGGCACCUGCCCGUGACUUCUGGCUGUUGCGGUAUACAACUGUUAUGGAUGAUGGCAGUCUCGUGGUGUGUGAAAGGUCACUUGGAAAUACUCAAAAUGGUCCUAGUAUGCCACCAGUUCAGAAUUUUGUGAGAGCAGAAAUCCUACCUAGUGGAUACCUGAUUAGACCUUGUGAGGGAGGUGGUUCAAUUAUCCACAUUGUCGAUCAUAUGAAUUUAGAGGCAUGGAGUGUGCCGGAAGUGUUGCGCCCACUUUAUGAGUCAUCAGCAGUGCUAGCUCAGAAGACGACAGUGGCAGCUCUACGAUACCUCAGACAGAUUGCACAAGAGGUUUCACAGACUAAUGUCAGUAACUGGGGAAGACGACCAGCAGCUCUACGCGCAUUAAGCCAGAGGUUGAGCAGAGGCUUCAAUGAGGCUCUGAAUGGUUUGACUGAUGAGGGUUGGUCAAUGCUCGGUAGUGACGGAAUGGAUGAUAUUACCAUCCUUGUGAACUCUUCUCCUGACAAAUUGAUGGGCCUAAACCUUUCUUUUGCAAAUGGAUUUUCAUCUUUGAGCAAUGCGGUUAUGUGUGCAAAAGCGUCAAUGCUUCUACAGAAUGUGCCUCCUGCUAUACUUCUGAGGUUUCUGCGGGAGCAUCGAUCUGAAUGGGCAGACAACAAUAUUGAUGCUUACUCUGCUGCUGCCAUCAAAGUUGGUCCCUGUUGCCUUCCUGGGACUCGAGUUGGUAACUUUGGGGGUCAAGUGAUACUUCCACUGGCACAUACUGUUGAGCAUGAAGAGUUGCUGGAAGUCAUUAAGUUGGAAGGAGUUGGCCAUUCUCCUGAGGAUGCUAUAAUGCCAAGAGAUAUGUUUCUGUUGCAACUAUGCAGUGGAAUGGAUGAAAACGCUGUUGGAACCUCUGCCGAACUCAUAUUUGCUCCUAUUGAUGCCUCGUUUGCUGAUGAUGCACCAUUGCUCCCGUCUGGGUUUCGCAUUAUUUCUCUCGAAUCUGGAAAGGAAUCCUCCAGUCCGAACCGCACCCUUGAUCUUACUUCUGCUCUUGAGACUGGCCCAGCUGAAAACAAAGUGGGCAAUGACCUUCACACAAAUGGUGGCACAUCAAGAUCUGUCAUGACAAUUGCUUUUCAAUUUGCAUUUGAAAGCCACAUGCAAGAGAAUGUUGCUUCAAUGGCUCGACAGUAUGUUCGAAGCAUUAUCUCAUCUGUUCAGAGGGUUGCAUUAGCACUUUCACCGUCUCACUUGGGUUCCCAUGGAGGUCUUCGUCUGCCAUUGGGUACUCCUGAAGCACAUACAUUAGCUCGUUGGAUCUUCCAAAGUUACAGGUGCUUUUUGGGUGUGGAACUUCUGAAAUCGAUUGCUGAAGGAAGUGAAUCAAUCCUCAAAAGCCUAUGGCAUCACUCGGAUGCUAUUAUCUGCUGCUCUGCUAAGGCUAUGCCAGUUUUCACGUUUGCAAAUCAGGCUGGUCUUGACAUGCUUGAGACAACAUUGGUUGCACUUCAAGAUAUUACCUUGGAGAAAGUUUUCGAUGAUCACGGAAAGAAGAACCUCUGCACUGAGUUCCCACAGAUAAUGCAACAGGGUUUUGCAUGUCUUCAAGGGGGCAUUUGCUUGUCGAGCAUGAGUAGACCUAUUUCUUACGAGAGAGCAGUGGCGUGGAAAGUUAUGAAUGAAGAAGAUAGUCCUCACUGCAUCUGUUUCAUGUUUGUGAACUGGUCGUUUGUCUAAGAUACUUUUGUCUAGAUCUGCUUUUGAGGGAUCAAUAAACUCAAACCUAAGAACCCUUAAAUAUCUCCCUAAGAACCAUUUUGAACUAGUUUGGUUUGUGAGACUUGUUUAUUAUGCUUUCCUUGCUACUCGGGAAGUUUAUGCUA